Molecule: messenger RNA, 1040 nt
Organism: Glycine soja
Lineage: Eukaryota; Viridiplantae; Streptophyta; Magnoliopsida; Fabales; Fabaceae
Product: putative nuclease HARBI1
Exons: 2
Coding region: 39-926 (295 amino acids)
Source: RefSeq, a predicted model, not a curated record
AUGUCAGCAUUUAUGAGCAAGUUGGCUUGUUUUUAUACAUGUUUAGUCAACCAGGUUUUGUUCAUAAUUGUGAGGAAAGAUUUCAACAUUCAGGUGAAACAAUAUCUAGACAUUUCCAUAAUGUCUUAGAAGCUGUGUGUAUGUUUGCAAAGGAUAUAAUUAAGCCUGUUGAUCCAUCAUUUAGGGAUACUCCUGAUGAGAUUCUAAAAGAUGCUAGAUAUCGCCCUUACUUUAGGGAUUGUAUUGGUGCAAUAGAUGGUACUCAUAUACGAGUUUGUGUUCCCUCUCAUCUACAAGGAGUCUAUAUUGGUCGGAAAGGCUACACUACUACUAAUGUCAUGGCUGUUUGUGAUUUUAGCAUGUGUUUCACUUUUGUUUGGGCAGGUUGGGAAGGUUCUGAACAUGAUACUAAGAUAUUUAUGGAGGCUUUACGUAAGCCUGCAUUGCAUUUUCCACAUCCUCCUCAAGGUAAAUAUUAUCUUGUUGAUUCUGGUUACCCUACUUUUAUGAGUUUUCUAGGACCGUACAUGAAAACUAGGUAUCAUCUCCCGCAAUUUAGAAUUGGGCCUAGAAUCAGGGGAAGAGUUGAAGUUUUUAAUUAUUAUCAUUUCAGUCUUCAAAGUACAAUUGAACGUGCAUUUGGUUUAUGUAAAACAAGAUGGAAGAUAUUGGGUAAUAUGCCACCUUUUGCUUUGAAGACACAAAACCAAAUCAUUGUUGCUUGCAUGGCUAUACAUAACUUCAUUCAAAGAAAUGACAAGAGUGAUGGAGAAUUUGAUUCGCUAGAUGAAGAUAUAGAUAGUGAUGAGGAUGAAAGUGAAGUUGGUCCUAGUAUUACAACAUGGGAAGAACCGGAUGCUCAAAGUACUCUACAAAUGGAACGAUUUAGAGAAUCUUUGAAGAAUAUGUUUCCAACACGUAUUUAAUUUCUUUAUUUUUUAAUACUACAAGGUUGCAUGUUUAUGGUAUGGGUACAUUUGAACAAUUUUAUAUUGAAAGACAUUAUUGAUCGUAUUAUCACCAAGUUAAUGAUAUUUUAU